Neltuma alba is the source of this 1409-nucleotide messenger RNA. Its product is annotated as zinc finger protein CONSTANS-LIKE 4-like. The record is from RefSeq and is a predicted model, not a curated record. Gene Ontology annotation, biological process: regulation of flower development. Lineage: Eukaryota; Viridiplantae; Streptophyta; Magnoliopsida; Fabales; Fabaceae. The transcript has 4 exons. Gene Ontology annotation, cellular component: nucleus. The coding region runs from base 224 to 1210 and encodes 328 amino acids. Gene Ontology annotation, molecular function: DNA-binding transcription factor activity; protein binding.
GAAGAGAGAAAAGAGAUGAUUGGGAUUGAAUGUCUUGUUGUUCCAUGAAUAGCAGGCCUCGGCAUAAAUUAUUCAAAGACCAAACCCUUACAGACAAAACAGUACUCCUUGCCAACCAAAGUUAAUUUUUUUAUCUUCAUCGUAUCAAACAAACAGCUUCUGUCAGUCGCUCUCGUGGAUUCAGGACUUCAGAGUUCAGAGCUUCAUUUCAUUUCUGUCACUCAUGAAUUCUGCUUCAAUGUCUUCAAAUGCCUACGCUUUUGAUUCUUCUCUUCUCAGACAUUCGAGCUCAGACAUGGCCUCCUUUGAUGAAGGCGGAGACCUUUUCUUCUCUGACCCUCUUCCUUUCCCUUUCUUCAGCCCCACAGACGUCGUUCAUCAGAUUCCAGACAACGAAACAUACCAACAACACAAACUGGACGAAUUUUCUUCUUCUCUUGACCCCUUUUCCUCUUCUUUCUUUUCCUUUUCUCCUCCAAGCACCCACCUGGAAAACCUGAGCCUUUAUCAGCAGCAUCUUUCAUCAACUGCAACAAAUUUAGGAGCUGAGUUUGGAAAUGUCUCUGUGAAGAGUGAAGAUUUACAAAUGGGUGCUGAUUACAACGGCAACCAGAACUUUGUUCCUCCCAGUUACAAUGGUUCUGAAAAUGCACACAAGUCCAUUCAAAGGAGUUACAGCAGCAACUGUUUUGAUGGGAAGCCUGGUUUUCUCUUUCAACCCCACUAUGAUACUCUCAUAGAUUCCUCAAACUUUCAAGGCCAGACCGUGAAUUCUCCUGAAAACGAUCAAGUAAGAAGAGUGUGCAGUACAGGAGACUUGCAGAACAUGGGCUCUACUCAAACGAACCACAGGGAAGGCUCGUUCUUAGAGGAAGCAAACUUCAAAGUGGGGCGUUACAGUGCCGAAGAAAGAAAAGAGAAAAUCUCGAAGUACAGAGCCAAGCGAGGCCAGAGGAACUUCAACAAGACGAUUAAGUAUGCUUGCCGGAAGACACUGGCAGACAAUCGGCCACGCAUACGUGGCAGAUUCGCACGAAACGACGAGACCGGCGAGAAUUCCAGGGUUUCAUGUUCAACCAGAAACGAAGAAGACGACGAGUAUUGGUUCGAAGGGUUGCAUGAAGAACAAGAAUCGAUGACGUUGAGAAUGAUAGGAGGACAAUACUUGAACAGUUUUGGAGAUCCUCAUUUCCAAUACCAUAGCUUUUGAGAUUGAGAUGGGAAUUAGAAGCAAAAGCAUCAUCAAUUGGCAGCGUCAGAACAAGAAAAGGCCCCUUGCUCGCUUAGCUAAUCCUACUCCAAAAGGCCUUCCACCAGCUCUUUUAUUUUACAUUUACAUUUAUUCACACUUAUUAUUAUUGGUGAUAUGUAGUGUGGGAUUUAUUUUUUUUUAAAUUUCUUGGCAUAGA